AUGGGAGAGUGUAAGAAAGAUCAAAAACCUUUUUCUCACGAGAAAGCUAAAACCUUUUCAUGUAAUUCACAAACUUCUUUCUAUUGGCUUAUCUCUAAACUAAUCAUAACUCUCGCAAUUAUAUUCUCUCUCCAAUUCAUUCUCUACCCUCUUAAUCUCAUCUCCUCUUCUCCACCUCGAUCUCUAAUCAAAACCGAUGUUUCACUAACCGGAUCCGGUAUUCCAAAACCGGAACAACAAACCGAGAUCAACCACGUGGUUUUCGGAAUCGCCGCGUCUGCGAAGCUGUGGAAACACCGUAGAGACUACGUGAAGCUCUGGUGGAAACAGGGCAUGAACGGUGUCGUUUGGUUAGACAAACACAUUAACCAAAACGACACCGUUUCGUCCUCCUUGCCUCCGAUCAGAAUCUCCUCCGACACGGCGAGGUUUAAGUAUAAAUACCCAAAAGGUAACCGGUCGGCGAUUAGACUGACACGAAUCGUGUCCGAGAUGGUUACGCUUUUAAACGGAACAGAGUCUGAGAAAAACGUGAGGUGGAUUGUUAUGGGAGAUGAUGAUACUGUGUUUUUUCCGGAGAAUUUGAUUAGGGUUUUGAGAAAGUACGAUCAUGAGCAGUUUUAUUACAUCGGAAGUUCGUCGGAGAGUCAUAUUCAGAAUAUUAAAUUUUCUUAUGGUAUGGCUUAUGGAGGUGGAGGGUUUGCGAUUAGUUAUCCAUUGGCUAAAGCUUUAGAGAAAAUGCAAGAUCGGUGUAUUCAAAGAUAUCCGGAAUUGUAUGGUUCCGAUGAUCGGAUUCAUGCUUGUAUGUCGGAGCUUGGUGUUCCGUUGACUAGAGAAGUUGGGUUUCAUCAGUUUGAUUUAUUCGGGAAAGUUCUGGGCCUCUUAUCAGCCCAUCCACUGGCUCCAAUUGUCUCGGUCCAUCAUCUAGACAUAGUGGAUCCAAUAUUUCCAAACAUGGGACGAGUCAAUGCCCUAAAACGUCUCAUGUCUUCAGCAAGACUCGACUCAGCAAGUCUCACGCAACAAUCAAUCUGUUACGACACCGCGAAUCGAUGGACCGUGUCUGUCUCUUGGGGAUACACGGUCCAGGUCAUUCGCGGCGUGUUAUCACCUAGAGUGAUGGAGGUCCCUACACGGACUUUUAUAGACUGGUACAAACGUGCCGAUGACAAAAGCUAUGCUUUUAACACACGUCUUAUAAGCAAGAAUGCAUGUCAACGUCCGCGAGUGUAUUAUCUAUCGAAUGCGUUACGUGAUUCGGCUUUAGGAAGAACUGUUAGUCAGUACGUGAGAUGGUACGACGUGUGGGAUCCGGAAUGUGAUUGGAAUAUGGCAGAUCCUUCAGAGAUUGAACAAGUUAUUGUUUAUAAAAGACCUGAUCCAGAUAGGUGGAAUAAGGAUAAGGCUCCGAGAAGAGAUUGUUGUAGAGUAUUGCCUAUGAAGAAGAACGGAACGAUGGUGAUUGAUGUUGGAGCUUGUAGAGAUGAUGAAAUCAUUGAAUUCUCGGUUAAAUAG
Messenger RNA from Arabis nemorensis, 1515 nucleotides. The record is from the annotation of a GenBank genome assembly. NCBI's taxonomy places the organism in Eukaryota, Viridiplantae, Streptophyta, Magnoliopsida, Brassicales, Brassicaceae.